UACGCAGCUGCGAUACUCACUGGGCUGACGGUUUUUUUGGUUUUUUUUUUUUUUGGUUUGCCGGCUCCGCCAUUUUUGAAGAGGAAAGGCCUAGGCAACUGCUGAGCCCCAGCUUUCCCUCACCCCGCCCUUUGGGGGCUCAGUUGAGCCCAACCCCCUUCCAGCUUCACCUAGCUUACCAGGGUUUGCAGAGGUGGUUCCUGCUGCCGCUGUCUUUAUUUCACAGGAGGCGGCCCCGUAGAGCUCUUGGUUGUUGGUGUCGGCCGCCGGAGCUAGGCGUAAGUCGCAGCGAACAGACCAGGCCGGGAUCUGCGAAACUGCUGUUGCGGGCUAAGAGGAGGUGACACAGUAGAAACGCACCGCGUGAAAACCACCUUAGUGAAGAGUUGCAUUCCGAGUGAAAACAUAGGUUAUGAAAUGGUCUGUGCAAGAUGGUCUGUCCUUGAAUUGGAGAUUUUUAAGGCUGACAUAUGCUGGUAUUUCAUCUCCUUUAAGUGGACUAUAAUUUCUUCUCUUACAACAGCUGCAUAAACAGACAAAAUAGCAAAGAUCUGUUCUCUGUUGAGUAUGACAGCCACAACUCGUGGCUCUCCAGUAGGAGGGAAUGACAGCCAGGGCCAGACUCCUGAUGGACAGUCUCAACCCCCAUUCCAACAGAAUCAGACCUCAUCACCUGAUUCCUCCAAUGAGAAUUCCCCAGCAACUCCUCCAGAUGAACAAGGUCAAGGUGAUGCCCCACCACUGCAUGAAAUUGAAGAACCUGUAUUUCCGCAUACUGACUUGGCAAAGUUGGAUGACAUGAUCAAUAGACCUCGUUGGGUAGUUCCAGUUUUGCCAAAAGGGGAAUUAGAAGUGCUUUUAGAAGCUGCUAUUGAUCUUAGUAAAAAAGGUCUUGAUGUUAAAAGUGAAGCAUGUCAGCGUUUUUAUCGAGAUGGGUUAACAAUAUCCUUCACUAAAAUUCUUAUGGAUGAGGCAGUGAGUGGCUGGAAGUUUGAAAUUCAUAGGUGUAUUAUUAACAAUACUCAUCGCCUAGUGGAGCUUUGUGUGGCCAAGUUGUCCCAAGACUGGUUUCCACUUCUAGAACUUCUUGCAAUGGCCUUAAAUCCUCAUUGCAAAUUCCAUAUAUACAAUGGGACACGCCCAUGUGAAUCAGUUUCAACAAGUGCUCAGUUGCCUGAAGAUGAACUAUUUGCUCGUUCUUUGGAUCCUCGAUCACCAAAAGGUUGGCUAGUGGAUCUCAUCAAUAAAUUUGGCAUAUUAAAUGGGUUCCAGAUUUUGCAUGACCGUUUUAUUAAUGGAUCAGCAUUAAAUGUUCAAAUUAUUGCAGCCCUUAUUAAGCCAUUUGGACAAUGCUAUGAGUUUCUCAGUCAACAUACAGUGAAAAAAUACUUUAUUCCAAUUAUAGAAAUAGUUCCACAGUUUUUAGAAAAUUUAACUGAUGAAGAACUGAAAAAAGAAGCAAAGAAUGAAACCAAAAAUGAUGCCCUUUCAAUGAUUAUUAAAUCUCUGAAGAAUUUAGCUUCAAGGAUUUCAGGACAAGAAGAAACGAUAAAAAAUUUAGAAAUUUUUAGGUUGAAAAUGAUACUCAGAUUGUUGCAAAUUUCCUCUUUUAAUGGAAAAAUGAAUGCCUUGAAUGAAAUUAACAAGGUAAUAUCUAAUGUGUCAUAUUACACUCAUCGGCAUGGUAAUCCUGAAGAGGAGGAGUGGCUGACAGCUGAGCGAAUGGCGGAAUGGAUACAACAGAAUAAUAUAUUAUCCAUAGUCUUGCGAGAUAGUCUUCAUCAACCUCAGUAUGUAGAAAAGCUAGAGAAGAUUCUUCGUUUUGUAAUUAAAGAAAAAGCUCUUACAUUACAAGAUCUUGAUAAUAUAUGGGCAGCACAGGCAGGGAAACAUGAAGCCAUUGUUAAGAAUGUACAUGAUCUACUAGCAAAGGUGGCUUGGGAUUUUUCUCCUGAACAACUUGAUCAUCUUUUUGAUUGCUUUAAGGCAAGUUGGACAAAUGCAAGUAAGAAACAACGUGAAAAGCUACUUGAGCUGAUACGUCGUCUUGCAGAGGAUGAUAAAGAUGGUGUGAUGGCACACAAAGUGUUGAACCUUCUUUGGAAUCUCGCCCAUAGCGAUGAUGUGCCUGUAGACAUCAUGGACUUGGCUCUCAGUGCCCACAUAAAAAUACUAGAUUAUAGUUGUUCCCAGGACCGAGAUGCACAAAAGAUUCAAUGGAUAGAUCGCUUCAUAGAAGAACUUCGUACAAAUGAUAAGUGGGUAAUUCCUGCACUGAAACAAAUAAGAGAAAUUUGUAGUUUGUUUGGUGAAGCACCUCAAAAUUUGAGUCAAACUCAGCGAAGUCCCCAUGCAUUCUAUCGUCAUGAUUUAAUCAAUCAACUUCAGCAUAAUCAUGCCUUAGUUACUUUGGUAGCAGAAAACCUGGCAGCUUACAUGAAUAGCAUGCGACCAUAUGCUAGAGACCAUGAGGACUAUGACCCACAAACGGUGAGACUUGGAAGUAGGUAUAGUCAUGUUCAAGAAGUCCAAGAACGGCUUAACUUCCUUAGAUUUUUACUGAAGGAUGGCCAGUUGUGGCUCUGUGCUCCUCAAGCAAAACAAAUAUGGAAAUGCUUAGCAGAGAAUGCAGUUUACCUCUGUGAUCGUGAAGCCUGUUUUAAAUGGUAUUCCAAGUUAAUGGGGGAUGAACCAGACUUAGAUCCUGACAUUAAUAAGGACUUUUUUGAAAGUAAUGUGCUUCAACUUGAUCCUUCUCUGUUAACUGAAAAUGGAAUGAAAUGUUUUGAACGAUUCUUCAAAGCUGUUAAUUGUCGAGAAGGGAAACUAGUAGCAAAAAGAAGAUCCUAUAUGAUGGAUGAUUUGGAACUGAUAGGAUUAGACUACCUUUGGAAGGUGGUGAUUCAAAGUAAUGAUGACAUUGCCAAUAGAGCUAUAGAUCUCCUUAAAGAAAUAUACACAAACCUUGGCCCCAGGUUGCAGGUUAAUCAGGUGGUUAUUCAUGAAGACUUCAUUCAGUCUUGCUUUGAUCGUUUGAAAGUCUCAUAUGAUACAUUGUGUGUUUUGGAUGGUGACAAAGACAGUGUUAAUUGUGCAAGACAGGAAGCUAUUCGAAUGGUUCGAGUAUUAACUGUUUUAAGGGAGUACAUAAAUGAAUGUGACAGUGAUUAUCAUGAGGAAAGAACAAUUCUACCUAUGUCAAGAGCAUUUCGUGGUAAACACCUCUCUCUUAUAGUUCGAUUUCCAAACCAUGGUAGACAGGUUGAUGACUUGGAUAUAUGGUCUCAUACAAAUGAUACCGUUGGUUCAGUACGACGAUGUAUUAUCAGUCGUAUAAAAGCAAAUGUAGCCCACACAAAAAUUGAACUGUUUGUGGGUGGUGAGCUUAUAGACUCUGAAGAUGAUAGAAAGCUAAUUGGACAAUUAAACUUAAAAGAUAAAUCAGUAAUUACAGCCAAACUUACACAAGUAAGUUCCAAUAUGCCUUCAAGCCCUGAUAGUUCUUCUGAUUCUUCAGCUGGAUCUCCUGGAAACCAUUGUAACCACUAUAGUCAUGGUCCCAAUCCAGAAGUAGAAUGUUGUUUGCCUGGAGUGAUAAUGUCACUGCAUCCUAGAUACAUCUCUUUCCUUUGGCAAGUUGCAGACUUAGGUAGCAAUCUGAAUAUGCCACCUCUUAGAGAUGGAGCAAGAGUACUCAUGAAACUUAUGCCACCAGAUAGCACAACAGUAGAAAAAUUAAGAGCUAUUUGUUUGGACUGUGCAAAACUUGGAGAAAAUAACCUUGGACCAUCUCUUGACUCACUUUUCUUUGGUCCUUCUGCCUCCCGAGUGCUAUACCUAACAGAGGUAGUUUAUGCCUUGCUAAUGCCUGCUGCUGCACCUUUGGCAGAUGAGUCCUCUGACUUUCAGUUUCACUUCUUGAAAAGUGGUGGAUUAUCUCUUGUACUGAGUAUGCUAACACGAAAUAACUUCCCACCAAAUACAGAUAUGGAAACUCGAAGGGGUGUUUACUUCAAUGGUCUUAAAAUAGCUAAACUAUUGUUAACUGCUGUAGGCUAUGGUCAUGUUCAAGCUGUAGCAGAAGCUUGUCAGCCAGUUGUAGAUGGUACAGAUCCUGUAACACCGAUUAACCAAAUUACUCACGAUCAAGCUGUUGUGCUUCAAAAUGCCCUUCAGAGCAUUCCUAAUCCAUUAUCUGAGUGCAUACUUAGAAAUGUAUCGAUACGUCUUGCUCAGCAAAUAUCUAAUGAGGCUUCAAGGUAUAUGCCUGAUAUUUGUAUAAUUAGAGCCAUACAAAAAAUCAUCUGGGCAUCAGGAUGUGGGGCAUUAGAGCUAGUAUAUAGCCCAAAUGAAGAAAUUACUCAAGUUUAUGAGAUGACCAGCAGUGCAAGCAGUGAGCCAGAUGUGGAAGAUGAACAAGUUUGCUGUGAAGCAUUGGAAGUGAUGACAUUAUGUUUUGCCCUAACUCCGACAGCCUUGGAUGUACUUAGUAAAGAAAAGGCCUGGCAGACAUUUAUUAUUGAUUUAUUAUUGCACUGUCCCAGCAAAACUGUUCGUCAGUUGGCACAGGAGCAGUUUUUUUUAAUGUGCACCAGAUGUUGCAUGGGAAACAGAUCUCUGCUUUUCUUCAUUACUCUGCUCUUUACCAUUUUAGGGAAUACAGCAGGGGAGAGAGGUAAACAUUCAGGUGACUAUUUCACUCUUCUGCGACAUCUUCUUAAUUAUGCUUACAGCACUAAUAUCAAUGUACCUAAUGCUGAAGUUCUUCUCAACAAUGAAAUAGAUUGGCUCAAAAGGAUUCGGGAUAAUGUUAAAAACACUGGUGAAACAGGUGUUGAAGAGCCUAUUUUAGAAGGCCACCUUGGGAUAACCAAAGAGUUAUUAGCCUUUCAAACAUCUGAGAAAAAGUAUCAUGUUGGUUGUGAAAAAGGAGGUGCUAAUCUCAUUAAAGAAUUAAUUGAUGAUUUCAUCUUUCCUGCCUCCAAAGUUUAUCUGCAGUGUAUGAGAAAUGGAGAACUGCCAGCUGACCAAGCUAUUCCAGUCUGUAGUUCACCAGCUACCAUCGGUUCUGGUUUUGAACUACUUGUAGCAUUAGCUGUUGGCUGUGUAAGGAAUCUCAAACAAAUAGUAGACUGUUUGACUGAAAUGUAUUACAUAGGCACAGCAAUAACUAGUAAGUAUUUUAACUUGUAA
Molecule: messenger RNA, 5193 nt
Organism: Pteropus alecto (black flying fox)
Lineage: Eukaryota; Metazoa; Chordata; Mammalia; Chiroptera; Pteropodidae
Product: probable ubiquitin carboxyl-terminal hydrolase FAF-X
Exons: 30
Coding region: 568-5193 (1541 amino acids)
Source: RefSeq, a predicted model, not a curated record